Messenger RNA from Formica exsecta, 831 nucleotides. RefSeq names its product 28S ribosomal protein S18c, mitochondrial (gene mRpS18C). The transcript is spliced from 3 exons. Gene Ontology annotation, biological process: mitochondrial translation. NCBI's taxonomy places the organism in Eukaryota, Metazoa, Arthropoda, Insecta, Hymenoptera, Formicidae. Gene Ontology annotation, cellular component: ribosome; mitochondrial small ribosomal subunit. The record is from RefSeq and is a predicted model, not a curated record. Gene Ontology annotation, molecular function: small ribosomal subunit rRNA binding; structural constituent of ribosome. The coding region runs from base 120 to 557 and encodes 145 amino acids.
CCCCAUGUGAUUUCCAUGCGUAAUGUUGAUAAUCCUGGUCAUAUCGGCAGAUUAGCGAUCUUAAUAUUUGAAGGUUAUGUUCACGAGUUGUACUCGUGUUACACAAGCACUUGCGCGAAAUGAUUUCUACUUCUGCUUUGCAAAGAAUCGCGAUGAUAAGAAUCGCUAGCAAUUUCUAUAGAUCGUAUCUUCGAACUAUAAGUAAAAGCUCUGCCGACAGCUCUGUAGAGAUUAAUGUAGCGGUGGAAAAUGACAUGCCCAUAAAAAUUCAAAACCCUUUUAUAAAGGAAAAACAACAAUGUAUCUUGUGCAGAUUGAAUAUUGAACCAGAUUACAAAAAUGUGAGAUUGCUUUCUCAAUUUCAAAGUCGAUACACUGGCAGAAUAUACGAAAGACACAUAACUGGAUUGUGCGAACAUAAACAGAAGAGGAUAGAAGAAGAAAUUAUAAAAGCUCAAUCUGCAGGUUUAAUGGCUUACUGGACCAAAGAACCAAAGUAUGUCAAAGAUCCCCAACUAUUUGAUCCAAAUCAUCCAUUUAGGCCGCAUAAAUAUUAGAUGAGUAAUAACAGAAUUAUAUAUAGAUUCAAAAAAAAAAUUAGUGUUAUCAUGAAAUUAGAAGGCCAUUACAUUUGUAAAAUGUACUGAUUGAUUGCCAAGAAACUAUUGGAAUCCUAAAAAUUCUCUAUCUAAUAGUUAAUUUGUACAUUUGGCAAACCUCACACAAAUUUUUGAUAAAUGUAUUAUCAACCUUAAUCUCUUAAUUGUAAGUACUUGAAUAAAUGUAACAACUAUGAAUUAUUUUAAUAAACUCUUAUCUUAUCUAAAUAAA